CACCCCCAUGGUUUUAUCGCGAAGCGCAUGUGUCACGCUAGCCUCCGCUGUCACGUGACUCUGCUCUAGGACGUUGUCUAUCUUUUGACACAAAUAUUGAACGAUGCGAUCAUUCGUCGAACUCGACAAUUGCGGGAACAGGAGCUGAUCUGUGUUGGACCAGAGAAUGUGGAAAGUUGUGUGGGCAACACUGCUGCUCCUGGCCACUGUGUGUGCCCAGAGAGGCUAUGCCAAGGAGACCAAGGGAGCGCCGAAGGUGGGGCACGUGUCAGUGGUCAUAGUGGGAGGUACAGGUGACUUGGCUAAGAAGUACCUGUGGCAGGGCUUCUUCCAUCUGUACGCUAACCAGGUGAGUAGCGGCUAUAGCUUCUCCUUUCAUGGCGGAGGCCUGUUGCCCAAGGAUAAGGCCACGCCGUUCCUGUUUGAGGCGCUAAAGGGAGUGGUCUGCCCUCGGGAGCUGUCUGUGGAGCGCUGUGCCCUGGUGAAGGAGCAGUUUCUGAAGCUGGCAGAGUACUGGCAGCUGAAGACUUCAGAGGACUACCAGGCCCUGGGCAAACACCUGACAGAGCAGCUGACGCAGGAGGGCAUAGUGGAGGCCGGCAGGCUAUUCUACCUGUCAGUGCCAGCCUUCGCUUAUGCGGACAUUGCAGAAAGGAUCAACAACAGCUGCAGACCGACCAACGGGGCGUGGUUGAGGGUGGUGCUGGAGAAGCCGUUUGGCCAUGAUUUCAGUAGUGCCCAACUACUGUCCACUCAACUGGGUACCUCCCUCAAGGAUGAGGAGAUGUACAGGAUCGACCACUAUUUAGGGAAGCAGGUUGUCUCUAAGAUUUUGCCAUUCAGAAGGGAGAACAGUAAGCACCUGGAUCCUAUCUGGAACAAGCACCACAUUGAGAGAGUGGAGAUUGUACUGAAGGAGACCCUGGAUGCCAGAGGUCGUAUUCCCUUCUAUGACCAGUACGGUGUGAUCAGAGACGUGAUACAGAACCACCUGACUGAGGUCAUGACCCUUCUGACCAUGGGGCUCCCAGCCAACUUGAGCGACGUGAAGGAGGUCCUCAGGAACAAGCUGAAGAUCUUCAGUGCCUUGCAGCACCUGGACAGGAACUGUGCUACCAUUGGUCAGUACCAGAACUACAAUCUAGAGGUACAGGAAGAACUGAACAAAACAAAGGAGUAUUACAGCCUCACCCCCACCUUUGCUGGUAUCAUGGUGCAUAUUGACAUAGCCCAGUAUGAGAAAAUGCCAAUCAUCCUGACCUCAGGGAAGAUGCUGGAUGAGCGCUUAGGCUAUGCUCGCAUUUUGUUCAAGAAUGACAUCUUCUGUGUCCAGAGUCAUAACAGCGUCCACUGCAAGCCUAAGCAGAUUGUGUUCUACUUUGGCCACGGCACUCUGCAGUACCCAGCCAUUCUUGUGAGUAAGAACUUGUUCAAGCCAGACCUGAUGGACACUGAGUGGAAGGAGAUAACGGAACACAAAGAUGUCAGUGUAUUAGGUAUGCCCAUCUCUGACUACUAUGUGCUGACACCAACGGUGCAGAGAGAAGCUUACGCAGAACUAAUUUCGCACAUCUUCCAAGGCCGGAAGGACAGCUUUAUCAGUACUGAGAACCUGCUGGCCUCCUGGGGUUUCUGGACUCCUCUCCUGCACGGUCUGGCCAAAACCUCCCCCCGCCUGUACCCUGGGGGAGCGGACAAUGGCAACAUGCUGGACUUCAAACUGUUGGGACGGGAGGUGAACUUCGCCAACGAGGCUGUUGUCAUGAUCCCCCAAGACCACAUGGGCGGGUCUGGUGCGGAGAGCUUCCAAGUGAUGCAGGGGAAGUACCGCAGUGCUGAAAUGGUGUCUGCCUGGCCCGAGGAGCUCAUCGUGCGGCUGGCCGCAGACCUGCAGGCUUCAGCGGAGAAAGCGGUAAGGGAGGGCGGCCGCUUCCACCUGGCCCUCUCCGGGGGCUCCAGUCCCCUAGCUCUGUUCCAGAGGCUGGCCCGCCACCACUACUCCUUCCCCUGGAGGGACACCCACGUUUGGAUGGUGGACGAGCGAUGCGUGCCUCUCACAGAGUUUGACUCCAACUUCCGCACCCUGCACGACCACCUGCUCCAACACGUGAAGAUGCCCUAUUUCAACAUCCACCCCAUGCCUGUGCAGAUGAACCAGCGGCUGUGUGUGGAGGAGGAUAGUGGAGCGCUGCUCUAUGAGAGAGACAUCAACCAGCUGGUUAAUGCCUCCAGCUUCCACUUUGUCCUUCUAGGAGUGGGCUACGACGGACAUACCGCCUCCCUCUUCCCAGGCAGCAAGCUUGACGCCCAUGGGGACAGUCUGGUAGCCCUCACCGAGAGCCCAGCCAAGCCUCACCAGCGUAUGAGCCUCACCCUCAGGGCUAUCAACCAGGCCCAGAAAGUAGGUGUGCUGGUGAUGGGUAAGAGCAAACAUGAGCUGGUCACCCAGCUCAGCCGAGUUAAGGACAACCCAAACAAGUGGCCCAUCACUGGUAUCCGGCCGACCAGUGGCAGGCUAGUAUGGUACAUAGACUAUGAUGCUCUUUUAGGAUAGCAAACAGCUGCUUUUGGCUCUGUGAUACUGUAGCAAUGAAACAAUGUACAUUUAAUUGGAAAUGAAUGAUUUGCUGUAAUUUUACUAUUUUGCUGUAUUUUGACCAAGAAUGUAAAGUAAUGAUGAAGGUUCUGUUGAUUCUGGGCACCUUAAAGUAUGGAAGUACAUAUGGUAUACUGGCAUAUUUUAUUUUUCAAUAUACUGUGUGUGUGUGUGUGUGUGUGUGUGUGUGUGUGUGUGUGUGUGUGUGUGUGUGUGUGUGUGUGUGUGUGUGUGUGUGUGUGUGUGUGUGUGUGUGUGUGUGUGUGUGUGUGUGUGUGUGUGUGUGUGUGUGUGUGUGUUUACCAAAUGGACAUCUCAGGAAAGCCAAGUGGAUAUGGAAGUUUGUUCGUCUUUAAUCAUUACUCAUGAUCUGAAUAACUAUUAUAUUUAGUUGUAAAAACAGUAUACAUUUCACAUAAAGCUACCCAUUCCACACUGAACCAGCAUAGAAUAGUAUUGUUGAAAGGGGACUUUAAAACUGUGAAAGACCAACAAUUUUGGUUCAAAUUUCAUUCAAUCAAAUAUGCCCCUAUGGUAAAUGGAUUUGAACCUUUUGCUCCUAUGGUUGACAGAUAAUGUAGUCUAUAGCCAUGUAUCAUUGUAUUUGUGCCUCAAUGCCAAUUUGAAAUCAAAAUGCAUAAUGUACUGUCCAGUACAUUUUAAAUGACAUAAAAAAGCAUAUUAUGAUCCAUUGCUGCCUUUGUUUUAAUCUAUGCUUGUGGAUAAAAAAAUAAAAUAAAAACUCAAUUAUCUCAUUAUUUGAUAUCUAUGUGAAAUGUACAAUUUCCACAGCCUUUGACCCCUAAUGUGUGUAUUCUCCCCUAUGAGCUAGCCCAGUAGUUCCUAAUACUUCCUCUUUUAAAGACAUGCUCCGGUACUUUGGCGACUUAGAAAUGCUUUUUUUUUUUUAAACCUCUCGCUUUGGGCUGUAUGUGUCAAUCUGUAGAUAGCCACAAAAUCUCUAGUUUGAAAGUGAUUGUUUUCUUGAACCUGUGCAGUGCUAUUUUCCCUACAUUUCCCCCUCUUGGGCCAGCCCCGUAGCAAUUUGAGUCCUAGCCAAUGAGCUUCAGCCCCUCACAUUUGAGUGACAGCUAGCAAGAGGCCUGGCCGGCAUUAUCCAAUGAGGUUGCAGGGUGGGCCCAACUUCUCAGUGGACACAGCAGAGAAAGAGAGAAUGAGCAAUGACGUGGUGCACAUGUGUUAUGUUGUAUGCAAUUUCCGGGAACCACUUUUGGCUCAUGAGUGCUACUUUCAGAACUACUGGCUAAAUGUAUACAAAAGCAUCAGAGAAUCUCUUCAUGUGAGUGAAAUGGUGCUUACAAGAUGUCGUACAAGUACAGUGAAAUGCUUAAGUACGUUGUGAUCUUCCAAAACAAAAGUACUUUUUUUUUCGUUAUACUGUGAGUCUACUCGUUUGAGACGCCCUUCACUGGCAUUCACACAGAUCUGCUCACUGCACAACAUUUGAUUUGAAAGUGUGUAACUAACUUGAUUUCAUAGAUGUUUUAUUUGUGGAUUGAAUUAGGAGUUCCUCUUACGUAAAGGGCCUUUUUUUUAGGAUAUUGAAAUGGAUUUCAAAGUGGGUUGAUGAAGUUUAGUUCAACCGCUUCACUGCGUUGCCUUAAUUCAUUUUACGGACAGGUGUAUGUUAAUAUAUAUGUAUUAGCUGAAGGUUAUUUUGCCUGGGAAAAAUAUGUAAUUAGGUUUCACUUUGAUGUUUGCACAUACAAAUGUUAUAGCACCUGAUUAUUCUGAUUGCUGUAAGUGAAAGUGUGGUUUGUUCCUUAUCACUCUGAGGUUCAAACAGUAUGAAUAAAUGAUUUACAAUUUAUUUUUAUACAUAUGGGGACCUAAACACCAUUUUUCUACAUACUGUACACACAUGGAAUUAAUGUAACAGUUAAUCACUGUUUUACCACAAGGAAAUAAACUACAGCUUUCACAACC
Oncorhynchus gorbuscha (pink salmon) is the source of this 4543-nucleotide messenger RNA. RefSeq names its product GDH/6PGL endoplasmic bifunctional protein-like. Gene Ontology annotation, molecular function: NADP binding; glucose-6-phosphate dehydrogenase activity; 6-phosphogluconolactonase activity. The transcript is spliced from 5 exons. The coding region runs from base 167 to 2554 and encodes 795 amino acids. NCBI's taxonomy places the organism in Eukaryota, Metazoa, Chordata, Actinopteri, Salmoniformes, Salmonidae. The record is from RefSeq and is a predicted model, not a curated record. Gene Ontology annotation, cellular component: endoplasmic reticulum. Gene Ontology annotation, biological process: glucose metabolic process; pentose-phosphate shunt; pentose-phosphate shunt, oxidative branch.